AUGUCCAGGGAAGAGCGCGAUGGAUCAGCGGGUUUCGUGGAGCAUGCUGCGACAGCAGCGCGUUCCCCUGACCCACCGUACGUCGGCAGAGAGCCGCUGCCCAGUGCUGCAGAACGAACCAAUGCGGACGGUGCGUGCGAUGAAUUCGUACUUCCGAUAUCUCCAGAGGUGCCUGGUGGCGACCCCGAGCAGCCGACGACUGGCUUGACACCGUCGGAGCCUAGUGCGUCGCUCUCGGAGAAGCGGGAACCCUCGGCGGACUUUGGCCCUCGAAAGGGUGAGUCGCGUCGGGACUAUUUGCGGCGCGAGUUCCAACAGCUUCGCUCCUACAUCGUCGUCACAUCGGCAUAUCUCCUAUUUUCCCUGACCGAUGGGGGCAUUCGAAUGAUCGUGCUGCUGUACUCGAUUUUCCUGGGAUUCUCCGCAUUCGCAACAGCGCUCAUGUUCUCGGCAUACGAACUUGCUGGGGUGUCGACGAAUAUCAUUGCCGGCAUGAUCGGGUCGGCUUGGGGAAUUCGAGCCCCGCUACUGAUUGGACUCGGGUUCCAGCUCCUCGGACUGGUCAUGCUUUUCGUGUGGCAGGCAGACAACCAGCAUCUGCUUGGGGUGCGAGGCGCGGUCUACGUUGCGGCCGCUCAGGUGCUGAGCGGUGCCGCCAAGGACAUGGUGAAACUCUCCGGCAAGUCCAUAUCUCGGCUCGUGACCCCGGAAUCGAAACAAACGCGCCUCUUUCGUCUGGUAGGGUUCAUCACUGGCUUUAAGAAUACGUUCAAAGGCCUCGGGUACAUCAUGGGUGCAUCGAUCGUGUUUGUUUCCUACUAUGCCGCACUUGGUGUGAUGGUCGGGAUCGUUCUCAUCGUCGCUGUGAUCGUUUGGUUCGGGCUGGACUGGGAGACUGGGCGUAUACCGCACGACUAUGUCUCGCUGAGGCGCAUGCUCACUGUGAAUCACAACGUUGGUUUUCUCUGUCUCGCGCGGAUAUUUCUCUUCGGUGUACGUGAUCUGUGGCUCGAAGUUCCGAUACUGUACUUCCUCCAGAACCAAAAGUAUGGGUUCUCCUGGCCGGACUAUGCCGUGGGUCUGUUUGUUGGCCUCUACACGGUACAGUACGGUCAGAUACAGAGCUGGGCGCCGCAGUACUUGCUUCGGCCGCUCGGACAGAUGCCGUCCAAUCGUUAUACGCUUCUGUUCUGGAACAUACUUCUUUUGCCGGUGGUUGUCUUUAUGGCUGCCUUUAUUCAAUGGUCCCCGACAUUUGCCAAUCAUGAUGUGAAUGGCAUGAUUGGGUUCGUGAUUGUGACGGUGUUCGCGUUCUCGUUCGUUUUCGCCGUGAAUUCGUCAGCGCAUAGUUACAUGAUCGUCAAGUACACGUCCGGCGACAAGGUCGCCAUGACAGUAGGUUUUUACUACAUGACCAACGCUAUUGGCCGCUUCAUUGGUACCUUUUUCGGUGGACUGCUCUAUACCUACGUCAGUUCCGACAAAGUCGAAAGUCUGGCUGCAUGUUUCUGGACAUCGGUCGGAUUCAUUCUGGCAGCUGAGGUCUUUACCUAUUUCCUUCAUGAUAAUGUUGGCGGAUUCCGAUGCGGCCCCUGUUUCGCGUACGCCGUGGAUGCAGAAGACUCGGAGGUCAGUCGGAGCAAGGUUGAUCUCAUCGAGGGCAAACCCGCAUCAUCAUUCUUGGAUUCAGAUACUCACAUGAACAACAAGCUCGAGAAAGCCGAGCUCAGUCCAGCAUAUCAGGGCAACCAGUUCGCCGGCGUGCCGCGCACAGCGUACAGCACUGGCAGCGAAGAGACGCAAGCUGAAAUACCAGGAUCCCAGAUCCGGAACGAACGUGACCGAAAUGAGCGCUAG
Messenger RNA from Cyanidioschyzon merolae strain 10D, 1857 nucleotides. Its product is annotated as probable transporter, Pfam sugar transporter. NCBI's taxonomy places the organism in Eukaryota, Rhodophyta, Bangiophyceae, Cyanidiales, Cyanidiaceae. The coding region runs from base 1 to 1857 and encodes 618 amino acids. The record is from RefSeq and is a predicted model, not a curated record. The transcript has a single exon.